CUGAAAAAGUUGUGACUCUUCUCCAAGGGUUCCCAUCUUUUCUCCGCCCUCACCACCUUCAGCCCCUCUGGGCCCCAGGGCCAAGAGAGGUCUGCACUCAGGUGGCAAAAGGCCUCCCGGUGACGCACAUAUUCUGCUGGGGCUAAACGUGGCAUUUCAGCCACCACACUGCGCUGGUGAUGGGAUUUUCAUCCGGAGGUACUCAGCCCCCCACGUUCCACUGAAGGAUUCAGUCCAGCCCAGCGUGCCUCCACUGUCCUGGGCGCGUCUACAAAGAUCCAAUCCCCCUGAAGUCGAUCUCUUAAGUUAGGGUGCUCAUUUGGCCACCAGCCAUUCUACUGCUUCAGUAUCUUCCCAACUGGCAUCCUGCCCCAAUUCCAGCUUGCUCGGAGCAGACUGAUUUUCCUGGAACACCACGUUCAUCAUAGAAGCAGAUGCCGUAUCAGAAAGAACGCCAUGCUAGGUCGGAGUCGAGAGACUAGGGUGGAAGUCCACGCAUCAGCCCUGACGGCUGUGUGGCUUUGGGGAAAGUGUGGCCCUACUGGAGUUCAGUUUUUCCUCCAAUAAAGUAAAGUGUUCAGCCUCCCAGGACUUAAGUCUUCUCAACUCUUUCAUGAAUUCUCUGGCCCGUCUCCUGGGGAAGUGGGAGAAUCACACGGACCCGGCUCCCGGUGUGCUCCAGAGGCUUGUGGAAGCCAGACCAGCACCAGGACUGGAAAGAUCUUGGAGACCACCUAGUGACCAUAACCUCAUUUUAACGAGGGAGAACGGGGGAGUGAGCUGAGAUCACACGGCCGCAAAGGCAGACGCAGACCCACUCUCCCCGCUCCCGGCUAAACCAGGGCCGUGCCCACGCAGGGCAACUCCCUGCACGCGGUCCAGGAACAGAUGCAGCAUCCCAAGCCAACCCAGCAAUCUCCCGGGCGUCUGACCUCCUCUGCUGAUUUCUGCCCAGAGGGCACGAACAUUUCUAGUUCCCAAGGAAUGUACACCAGCCCCCCACGGAAGCUAGGCCACCUCUGAGACGGAGCUGCUAGUUUAGAACAAACACCAGGCUCCCUAUAUAAGGACCAGCCAGCCACUGGGCACCACCUCUGCCAGGAAUCCCAGGUAGGCACUCUCUGCUCUUUGCAUGUGCGUUUGCUCACGGGUUCGACUUACUUUGUGACUGCUGGUCAUUCACUUAACUUCUCUGGGUCUCAGCAGGCCCAUCUGAGCAAAGGGGAUGCUAGGCAACUUGGGUUACUCAGGCUGCUCAGAGACAAAGCUUGGCUUAGGAGCUGGUCCCAGUACCCCAUGUCCCCAAGGGGCCUUGCUGGUUCAGCUCCAUCAUCCCAUGUUUGAAAACUUGGCACAAGCUCCUCGGAGCCUAGGCAGGUGACACUAGGGUGGACACCCCACCUCCCCACCACCCAAGUCCUACUGCCAUUCUGCCCUGAAUGGCCUUGGAAAAGACAGAGCACGCGCGUCCUUCAGUUCUCUGCCACAGUGGAGAAGGGGGGAGAGGGGAGCCCUUCUCUACUCAGCAGUCUCAACCCAGGUCGACCCCUCACCUUGUCUGCUGGGCUUUACCCAGCGAAUUCUGAGGCAAAUUGAGAGACUGAGGCAUGCUGCCUGGAGACCUCUUUCCCCCAGGCCCAUCUUUCCCCAGCCUGGCCGCAGCCAUGCUCUCCCUGGGGACCAUCUGCAGCCUACUGCUCCUCAGCAUGCUCUGGGCAGACAUGGCCACAGCAGGCUCCAGCUUCCUGAGCCCGGAACAUCAGAAGACCCAGCAGAGAAAGGAAUCCAAGAAGCCACCAGCCAAACUGCAGCCCCGAGCUCUAGAAGGCUGGCUCCGCCCAGAAGAUGGAAGCCAGGCAGAAGGGGCAGAGGAUGAACUGGAGAUCCGGUUCAACGCCCCCUUUGAUAUUGGGAUCAAGCUGUCCGGGGCUCAGUACCAGCAGCACAGCCAGGUCCUGGGCAAGUUUCUUCAGGACAUCCUGUGGGAAGAGGCCAAAGGUAAGUCCUUGCCUGGGUCAGGUUAAUUUGAUUUCCUUGGGAGUCUCAAACAUGGGCAAGUUCCCCCUCCAACCCCUGCCUCUCAAAGAGCUUCUAACUCCUCUUUCCCAGAUGCCUGCAGGAAAGGGCUGGGCUGGUACUGGCAUAAAGUCUCUGUGUUCAAAGGACACUAGGUUCCAAAACCCAGCACAUUAACUGACUUUGAGGCCCAGCUGAACCGCAAUUUUCAUGACUGUAAAACGGAGCUAACACUAUUGUGAGUGUAAAAUCAUUGGUGUUCAAACACCUUUAAUGUAUAACUUUUUUCCACAAAAGGAAUCAUUGCCACAAUAGCAUUCAGAAAUAGGCUCCAGUCAGUUAAGCAAAGGACUUUUGGUUUUGUUCUGAAUGCCCUCUGUCUUGUAAUAAAAAAACGAAAUGAGGGCCGGGCGCUGUGGCUCACGCCUGUAAUCCUAGCUCUUGGGAGGCCGAGGC
Messenger RNA from Microcebus murinus (gray mouse lemur), 2472 nucleotides. RefSeq names its product ghrelin and obestatin prepropeptide (gene GHRL). Gene Ontology annotation, molecular function: growth hormone-releasing hormone activity; ghrelin receptor binding. Gene Ontology annotation, biological process: negative regulation of inflammatory response; gastric acid secretion; positive regulation of growth hormone secretion. Gene Ontology annotation, cellular component: extracellular region. NCBI's taxonomy places the organism in Eukaryota, Metazoa, Chordata, Mammalia, Primates, Cheirogaleidae. The record is from RefSeq and is a predicted model, not a curated record.